This is a messenger RNA of Chondrus crispus (carragheen), 108 nucleotides long. RefSeq lists its product as hypothetical. NCBI's taxonomy places the organism in Eukaryota, Rhodophyta, Florideophyceae, Gigartinales, Gigartinaceae. Bases 1 to 108 code for a protein of 35 amino acids. The transcript has a single exon. The record is from RefSeq and is a predicted model, not a curated record.
AUGGUGACCAAUUACGCUACGGCGAACAAAGCUGAUGGUCGGCAAGAUGAACCUGUGGCUGAUAUCGCUAUAUUUCAACCCCUUACGUAUACUAGAGGCCAAAACUAG